Messenger RNA from Prunus dulcis (almond), 1908 nucleotides. RefSeq lists its product as uncharacterized. The coding region runs from base 1 to 1908 and encodes 635 amino acids. The record is from RefSeq and is a predicted model, not a curated record. The transcript is spliced from 3 exons. NCBI's taxonomy places the organism in Eukaryota, Viridiplantae, Streptophyta, Magnoliopsida, Rosales, Rosaceae.
AUGGGGACCACUUCAGUACCCACUUUCCUAUCGGAGGAAGGGGUGCCAUUCGGAAGGCAGGCUGGAGCCAGCCCAGCGCUACCCCCAUGCACUCCCUUCGGGAACGCCCCCUCAACCCAAACAACCGCUGAAGCCGAGCUAAUGGUCCAAAUCGCGUCCCUGCGGAAGGACAUGGCCAGGCUUCAGGAACACAACAACCUUCUGUCGUCCAAAGUGGACAAAACCCAGCAGCUGCUGCACCAGCAGCCCACGCAGAACAUCCAGAUAACUCACUCUUCCGAGAGUUUGGGAACCCGUCAUAGGAGGAGGUACGGAAAGGCAGCAAGGGCAACGCCCGCGCCUUCCAAACAGUUGGUGGUGCCGACACCACGGGAUCAACCACAUGUCCCUAAGAAGGUCUACACCGAUUGCCGACACCGGCUUAAUGAUCGGGAGGCAGAGAAACAGAGGUCUCCGAUCAGGAUUAGCGCUCGGCUAAGGGAAUCCCGAAUGAACGCCUUAGAAGACAAGUCGCCCAUUCGGAAAGUCAGAGGACUGGACCCCGCAGAAGAGUCGGCGUCUGAGUACAUCCCCUCCAAUACGCAAACUUCCACCUACCGUUCGGCACCAACUCAAUACUCGGAGGAUCACUCUGUGAGCCCGCGACGACGCUCGGAAGACUAUGGUUCCGAGGAAAUUCCAAGCCGAUAUCCUGUUGUCCGACUCCUUUUUCAGAAAGUCCGGAAGAUGGAAAACGACAAGGCUCACUCCCAGGAACCGGAAUGGGGAAAGCUUCGGCCCGGGCCGUUCACGAGACGCAUCCGACGCUCUCGACAAGAUCGGGAAGUGCAGCCCUUGCGCAUACCAUUCUACACUGGUACCGAAGAUCCCUUGACCCAUCUUCAUUCAUUUCAGUCUGCCAUCGGAUGCAAGGGUCUGAGCGACGAGGGGCAGUGUCUGCUAUUCCCAUCAUCACUUACCGAAGCAGCCCUGAAUUGGUUCUACCGUUUGGAGCCGGAAACGGUAGAUUCUUUUGACGAGCUAAAGCAAAUAUUCCUUAGUCACUUCAUGAUCCAAACGGACCGUCUUUACUCUGCCGACGAUCUGUACACGAUUCGACAGAGAGAAGAUGAGCCAUUGAGAGAGUAUGCGGCGCGUUUCAGUCACGAGUACUCGAGCAGCAACUGGCGCACGUAUGAUGAGCUGAUGAAGCAAGCAGCGGUACACGCCAAGGCCGAAUACUUCAACUCAAAACCCAGCGCUUCAGCACGCCGAGAGGAUGCAGAGCCAAACGCUUAUUCGGCGAAGGCGCCAUCCUACGAAAAGGCCGACUCAUAUUCGGCGGGCCAUAAGCGGAAAGACAACCGUGCCGAUCGAAGAGAUCAGCCAAAGAAAGGGAAAGGGCGGUAUGGUCGCAACGACAACCGAGGACCCCUGCCCAACCGUGACCACGGCAACGAGCACAACAGCCACAACACGGAAGAUUGUAUAAGUCUGAGAAAGAUUGUGGAGCGGCUGAUCCGAGAGGGGAAACUGGACCAGUAUAUCGCCCGGCAGCCACCGGCGCCGGUGCCGAACCCCACUCGGCAGAUAAACAUGAUAAGCACUAUCAGCGGUGGACCUACCGUUGCGGGGAUGAGCCACCGUUCGAUGAAACAGUAUGUGCGUGCCGCGCAGUUUCCUCAGGUGCUCGGAAUAGAGGUGAAUCGGUUCCAGGAAAUACCAAAAGUUCAUUGGGAGCCGAUCACAUUUUGCCAAGAAGAAGAAGAGGGAAUCCUCUAUCCCCACGACGACCCGAUGAUCAUCCGAGCUGAAAUUGCCGAUUACGAUGUAGGGCGAGUGCUGAUCGAUACCGGGAGCUCCGUGAGCGUAUUCUUUGCUGAAGCUUUUAGAGAGAUGGGAAUAAAUGACAACCAAGUCGACCGGUAG